Molecule: messenger RNA, 1249 nt
Organism: Onthophagus taurus
Lineage: Eukaryota; Metazoa; Arthropoda; Insecta; Coleoptera; Scarabaeidae
Product: arginine kinase
Biological process (GO): phosphocreatine biosynthetic process
Molecular function (GO): creatine kinase activity
Source: RefSeq, a predicted model, not a curated record
UUUGUCAAUUGUAAACAAUACAGCUUUAUAUAACAUUUUUUUUCAAUUUUCAUUGUUAUAAUUUUAUUAACAAUGUCGAGCGCUACUAAUGAAAAGUUAAAGCAAUGCAAUAUGUGCCAUACAGUUUGUGGCAAAGGAAAGGUGCCUGAAGAAGUUGUUCAAGAAUUAGAUGACGCUUUUGAGUGCUUAGAAUCGUCCCCUAUCAUGUCACUAUUAAAAAAACAUCUUAACAAAAAUGUUUUUGACGAACUUAAAGAUUUAAUUACGCCUUACGGAUCAACUCUUUGGGAUUGUAUUAAAUCAGGUGUUGUUAAUCUAGACUCAGGAGUAGGAAUUUACGCUCCAGAUGCUCAAGCAUACCACGUUUUCGACAUACUCUUCGAUAAUAUCAUUGAAGAUUACCACAAUGGAUUUAAAUAUACAGAUAAACAACCGUUACCCGAUUGGGGGAAAGUAAGCACUCUGCAAAAUCUUGAUCCUCUCGGAAGAUACGUGGUAUCCACGCGAGUUCGUUGCGGUAGAUCCCUAGAAGGUUAUCCAUUUAAUCCAAAAAUGAAGGAAGACGAUUAUGUCGCGGUGGAAAAGAAAGUCACCAACGCUUUGAGAGAAUUAAAAGGCGAUUUAAAAGGGGUUUAUUAUCCGUUGGCCGAUAUGAGUCCUGAAGUUCAAAAGAAAUUAACCGCCGAUCACUUAUUGUUUAAAGAGGGUGAUAAAUAUUUGGAAGCUGCUGAUGCGAAUCAUUAUUGGCCGGUUGGUAGAGGAAUUUUUCUUAAUAACGAAAACACGUUUAUGGUUUGGGUGAACGAAGAGGAUCAUGUCCGGAUUAUCUCGAUGAAUGACGGUGGUAAUUUACCCAAAGUUUAUUCUCGUUUGGUUGAAGCUGUUAGACAAAUUGAAAAGAGAUUAGCUUUUGCAAGAAGUGUCCGAUUGGGAUAUCUCACAUUUUGUCCUACGAAUCUUGGUACGACAAUCAGAGCUUCAGUACAUAUUAAGCUACCCAAUCUUGGAAAGGACACAGAGGAACUUGAAUUAGUCGCCGACGAAUUUCAUUUACAAGUAAGAGGUACAGGUGGUGAGCAUACCGAAGUAAAGGAUGGAAUUUACGAUGUGUCCAAUAAGCGGAGAAUCGGCUUGACCGAGUAUGAAGCUGUUAAAGAGAUGCAUGAUGGUGUGUUGGAAUUAAUUAAGAGAGAACAAGAAUUUGGGGUUGUAAAGAAAUAAGCAAAAAUAUAAUUGCUUUUGAUUUGAA